Lytechinus pictus (painted urchin) is the source of this 1310-nucleotide messenger RNA. RefSeq lists its product as uncharacterized. NCBI's taxonomy places the organism in Eukaryota, Metazoa, Echinodermata, Echinoidea, Temnopleuroida, Toxopneustidae. The record is from RefSeq and is a predicted model, not a curated record. The coding region runs from base 342 to 1310 and encodes 322 amino acids. The transcript is spliced from 3 exons.
AUCAAAGCAUGUGUGGGACUGGGGAGGUCCCCAUUUUUGUUUUGGUUUGAUCUAGCUUGGAUGGAGUGUGGGAGGAUGCGUGUUAAAUGAUUGCCCGUGUGACGGAGAAUUUUCUUUUUAAAGAUCAGUCCAUAGGAUGCCUUUUGGGAGUUGAAGUCAAGUUCUGGAUGCAGCGUUGGAGUGGAUUUACAAAAUAAUGUGUCAGUUAAUGAGACCGGAAGGAAUGCACCCAAUUCUCUCAAAGGCAUAACAAACAAUUCUAUUACCUCGUAUCAAUCAAAACUGAUGAGAGCCAACCCCAAACUUGUUUACCCUUGAUACUACUUCCACAUCAGUAGCUGAUGACGAGCCCAGACCUCGUUCUCCCCAUCUCGCACUUCUCUCCUCAGAGCAGUGUUGCAGAGGUGGUGGAACCUUCAUCUGUCGCCAUGGUGACCCCUCCACCUUCCCCCUCCAAAGCCGCAGGCUCCCCAUCCCCUUCCGCAUCCUCAACUGUGACUCUUCUAGAAGGGUUAGGUGAAGCCCUCAUCUUCGUCCUCUACGUUCUCUGGGUUCUUCUCUCGUCAUGUGCGGUGUUUCUCUUCAGCUCCUCCCAGGUCGCCAUUACCACUCUUCAGAAAUGUAGACUUGCCUGGGAGUCUGAUAAAACUAAAAGUUCAAAGGAAGAGGGUAAGACAAUGGGAGGUGAAGGGGAAGAAAGUGGGCCACUUGUAGGGGCAGAUGAUGGUGGAGAUGGGUUAAUGGGUGAGCUUGGUAAAGACUCCGGAAUAGCAUUAAACAAAGGUGGGAGAGGAACGGGAGAAGCAACAGAGAGUGGAUUCUUCGAGGACAAGGAUGUUGGAAAGCUCUUUGAAACUUGUGAUGGUGAGGAAAUCCUGAGAGGCGCAGCAUCUGCUGGAAUUGGUGGUAGUGGUUGUUGUGUUGACAGCAGCGUUGAAGUGAUAACUUCAGCUCCAGAGGAAAGCAUUGAUGGAGAUUGGAUCCAGACCAAAUACGAUGAUGAGAGUGGAAGCUGUGAGGAUUUAUUGGAUGUUAACAGAAACUUACGGAUUGGAGGAAGGAAUCAUAGGAAGCUGUUUGGAGUAACCGGUCGUGAGGAUGAUGAUGAUGAUAGGGAUGCGGUUGAUGAAGAGGUGGUAAGCAGAUCAGACUCAGGAAUCGAGAUGAUGGAGCCUGAUAAACCAGUAGAUUGCCAGGACUAUGCCUGUUCAUCGGUCCAAGGGAAUAAACUAUAUGGUUACUUGCAUGUUAUUCAGGGCCUGCUUGGAGAGCAGUUCACAAGAGCUGAAGUGGCUACCCUGGGUAAAUAA